Cyclocybe aegerita is the source of this 459-nucleotide messenger RNA. The record is from the annotation of a GenBank genome assembly. Lineage: Eukaryota; Fungi; Basidiomycota; Agaricomycetes; Agaricales; Hemipholiotaceae.
AUGGCCUCUUCCGAGCAGCUCAACUUCAACCCACCGCACCGCCCUCAGGAGAAUGCUAUCGAGGCCUUCAACCUCCUCCUCCCCACCCUCAAGUCAGAGAUUGUCAAAUCUCGCAGACACUGGGACGCCCAUGAGCCACGCAUGUGGUCCCGCGCGGCCGGCCUGUCCGACCAGGAGCUCGUCGCUUUCAAGAUCGCCGAGGAUCUCGUCGAGGUCAGGAGCGCUGCGACGUCGUAUGGCACGAUCAUCCUUGGGAAGAUUAGGCUUCCGGGUGUGAAGGACGAGGAGGGAGAGGGAUUCGUUCAUGUUAGGAUCCACGACCCUCCCAACAGGGGUACCGAGGACAUCCGUUUCCACUCCCUAUUCACCGAUGAGAUCAGGAAGGACCCAGAUGAACCCCCUGUCGACUUCCGCGCCAUCCAGGUCGCCAGCAAGCCACUCCAAUUCUUCAACGAGUAA